UAUAAAAUUGGAAACUCAAUUAUAUUCAACAUUCUGCAACAGAUCAGUAAUAAUCUAACUCAAGCCAGACUACUAUAACUAAGCUAGCAGGUAUCUACAACUAUCAAAGAUCUAGCGCAAUAUCAUGAUUCCAGAUAAAUUGCAGAAACGAACAAUCUUAGGGAUUCAAAAUUUCACCUCCAGUAACGGAGGAUCACGAUGAGAUGAAUGUAACAAACUUCAUCUUAAGAGAUGAACGAACAUUUGUACAGUACUUGUAUAAAUAUCUAGUGAACCGGUUUAUAAUAACAUAACCGGUAUUUAAUCCAAUUCUUGAUACAGGCAUAGCCGGGGCCCUUGGGCCAAGCCAAUCAAGCAGUCGCUUCCAACAGACAUAUUUACAAAUAUUUAUUCGGCAACUUAGUCAUAAUAUUAUUGGUGUUUUUAAGGUUAAGUGCUUAUAAUAAUUAGUGGCCUGUUCCGUGUUCGAAUAUCCUGCGUUGCAAUAAUAUGUUUUUUAAUAUAUUUUACAAUAAGGUUAAUUGAAGUAAACUAAAAAGGAAAUUUUGGUUAUACCUAUACUAAUCACCUUUUUUUCUGUUACUGUUGAACAUUGAAACUCUAAACAUAUCCUUAAUUGAUAUCAUUUUCCUAAUUUCUAUUACUUGAAUCAUAGAUUAUUUUUUUCUGAAAUUGUAGACUGAAUUGUCAUCUUUUCUUCUUCUUGAUCCAUCGUGGUAAUUUCUUUUUUCUUUUUGAAUUUUUUUAAAUUUACUCAUCUUAAAAAAAAAAAUUUGUACACAAAACUACUAUGUUUCUUUAAUAAACAGAAAAUUCAAACUUUGCUCAUAUACUUAUUCUCUUCCAAACUAAACCUCCAUUGUCUUUUCAUACUUAGUUCCAUUCUUUUUUUUCUAAGAGAAGUUAUUCUGUUUCUCACCAGUUUAUCCAUUCUAACAAUAAGGCAAGUAACUGGCUGCUCUGGUUCCCCAAUUCUUCUGACGUUCCUCUCCAUCCAUAAUGCAUGUAUUACUGCUUGAAAACAGUAUCUCAACAGAAAAGUCGAAUGUCUCUCUUGCAUUUCAUUCACCACUACUUACAACACUCGAUUCAUUACCAGCCAGUUUUCCAAUAGUCCUACUCCACACUUCUCGUUUCUUGCUCCUGCUUACAAAGCCAACAAGUAGAGAUGGCUAAUGGAUUCCAUCUGAUAAUCUUGUCUCCCGUCGCUAGUCAAUUACGAACAGCGAGCCAAGAAAGAAAGGCGAACCUCGGAGUGGCCUCUGGAUACCAAAUGCCUUUGCUCCACUGCACUUUAGAUGAACGAGAUCUAAUGAGAUUCCAAGUUUGAGAGGUGACAAACCCCGGCUUGAAAUCCCCAUUUUCCCUCUUCCAUAGACACACAUCCUCCAUCAUAUUCAUACCACUACUUUUCAACUUCAAUACUUCUUGCUCAAUCUGACGAAAUACAGGAACUCUAUGCAUUCUGCUCCUAUACAUCUUUAUUGCUCUCUCCACUGUAGUGUGCAGCGAAAUACCCAGAGCUAAGCAUCCACCUUCUCCUAUUAGAUCAAUUAGUUUUCCCAAAGGAGACCAAUUAUCUAACCAAAAAGAAGUUGUAGCACCACUAUUUAUCUUCACUUAAAUAAACUGAUAAACGAAUGGUCUCAACUUUAACAGUUUCUUCCACAUCCAAGAUCCCAAAGAAUUUCAUUAUUUCAUACUUCUGUUGUAGAAUUUUGUUUGUUACUUUUAAAACGUGUGAACUUCUUUCAGCUUUGUAGAGUUAAAUAAAUAUUUAGAGUUGAAGUUAUGUUGUUUCACAUAAUUCUUUUGGUUUCAUAUAUUUCCACAGAUAUCUCUAUCCAUGAUUAUUCUAACUCAAUCAAGUAUGUUGGGCGUGUCUAAUUUCCACUUCGCUUCGCAUAUGUAUAAUAUAAUAAACCUACUACAACGUUUGUAAAUAAUUUUGAAUUCAAUGAUAUACAAUAAUAUUAUAUGUUUGUGUUUGUGUUUUGGUAUUAGUAUAUAAAUUUCGAUCAUUUUCUUCUAUAUUUUUGAUUUUUUUUUUUGAAAAUGAAAAAUUACAAUCUUAUAGAUUUAUGUGGGAGUUAUAAAUUAGGCACAUUGACGGUUAAAGAUUAUGUUUAUAUAUAUUAGGAAUAUUUUGUGGAAAUAAAAAAGAUAGCGAGCAUUUAAAAUUUAUUAACCAUAUGUUAGUUUAAGAACACUGGUUAUAGUAACCAAAAUAUAUGUAUGGCUUAUAAAUUAAUCGUCUACUCAGUCUCUAACUUUAAACAAUAGUUUAGUCCACUGUUCGGAAACUCGUUGGGCGUUUCUUGUAUGCUCGGGUUACGCCUAGCUAUAACUUUUACGGUUUUUUAUGUUUUUGUGGCUAUAGAUUAUAAAUAUAUCUAUUGAAAUAUACUUAUUGAUAUACAAUAAAGAAAACUUGGCGUAGUGGCCAGGCCCUUAGGUUUCUAAGUUUGUGAGUUUUCGAGCUGGCCAGUUUGCAUUUUUGCAUUUUUGCAUGUUUAAUAAUUUUAUCUUUAAUGAAAGGUGUUUACAUCAUUUAUAAUUACUGGUCGUUUUCUCCCUUAGGUUUCUAAGUUUUAUGUGUUUUAAAUUCGACGGCUGCAUGGUUUUCCACGAGUUUUACACCAUUUUUCUUCGUUUUUGGCUGAUAUCGUGAAAACUUCAUGAAUCUUCCGUCUAUUGUUUGAUUAUAAGCUGAACUUAGUUAAAAAAUAGUAAUAAGUUUUAAGGAAUUCUCGAUUUUUUGAGCGAAUCACUCUAAUUUGACACGGUAAGAUAUUAAGGUAUCUAUCACGUAAAGCUUGAUCUUUAAAAAUAUAGACAAAACAAAAGAUCUGAUCUUUAGAAAUCACUGAAGAUUUCACUAUGUUAAGGAAAAAUCAGAAAAAGUUUAGUUUUUUCUCUAUGUGAUAUUUAGAAGAGAGAGAAAAAAAAAACCACGGUUUGAUGAGAGAUAAAUUAUUAAAAUAUUAUUUAUGAAUGAUUUAAAUCUCAAUGACAUGCAUACGAUUGUAACUUUUAAGGAAAACUUAGAGUUAAGUAAUAAUUGUACUUUAAUUUUAAUAGAUUAGAUUAGAAGGUUAGAAUAGGGUUAACAUUAAUAUUUAUUCUAGGUGUAGGAAAAUCCAUAAAAUAAUUUUGAAGGGACAAUAGAUGAGUCAUUUUAUUCCUUUUUUGCAAAGUUCCUUUAAGACUCUCUCUUAAUUUUUAACUUGUUUAUGUUUUUCUUCUCUGAACUACUGUUUCUGAAUAAUAUCACCAAAUUUAUAUCUGUGUAAAUUGUUUAAACUUGCCAAUUUUUUAAACUAAAAUAUGUACAUUUGAAUCAUCACAAACAAGUGUUUGAAUAACUGAAACCCGAUAUAGAACUGAAUCCGAAGUUGAACGGAUUCGACUGAGUUUUUAGUGUGUUAUAUCCAAACUAAACCCAAAAAUACAAACCAAUCUUUAAUAUACCACUAAACAACUGAAACCCGAUUGAACCCAUAUCAAAUCCGGUUAGAUACAUACCCAAACUCCCAAACCUAUAUACUCUCUUCCACAUUUUGACUGUUUUUUUAUUUUAUUUCUUAAAAUCGAUCGGCGAAGAAUUAAAGCGCCAAUUUCAAAAUAGCUCCUUCUUCGCCGUCGUCGUCUCCGUUGCAGCAUUCUCACAAGUCACAUCCACUAAGAAUCCCCCCCGAAAGAGUACGAUGCGAGGUCGAUUUCUCAACAUCGACUACUUCUCUACUCCGCCUUCUCAGGUUUACGAAGCCCUAGGCUUCCUCAAUCUCCCAGCUCCCGAUGAUUUCCCGGCUCCUCUCUUCCGCGACCCGAGAGAAGAGUUUCUUCGAUUCGAACCUAUCGAAGGCUUCUCUCUCCCGAUCGAUAAUCUCCCUAUCGGAGAUGCGUUGUCGAAGUUCCUCUCCGACGUGGUUCCCGAUCGCGUCACCGUCGACUACGGAGCUUUCGAGAUGGAUUACUCUUCCCUCGGAGACGAGCUGAGGUUUAUUCUCGGCCGUGGAGAUCCUCAGUUCCUCGAGAAGAGUGAAGGAGAGGCCACUGAGGAGAAAGUUACACUAGAUUUGAACAUUGUUCAGCUGGAGACUCCAGAGAUGGAUUUAGAAAUGGAGAAUAAGCUCUCAUCCAAUAUCGAGGAUCUACAAUGUCUCUCUAAAGUUCUAGAGAUCGAAAAUGAGCCGGUUAAGUUCGAGGAGUCAGAUGUUAUCCUACAGAACUCAAGCGACAUCAAACAAAAGAUUUAUUCUGUUGAUUGCAUUUCUUCUGAUUACUUCACAGAGAACAGUACUUCGGUGAAAGAAGAUGAAUGCUUCCGCAAGAAUCGACCAUGGUUCAGAGAUGCUGUAUUUCCCCUUCUUGAAGUGGAUGAAGUAAACUUGAACGAACUAUCAAGCUUGUCUAUGCUUGAUAAAAUAUUUUCUGUUCUCGAAACGAUUGAGCCCAGAGAUUUGGAUACAGAGAGUUCUCUCGUUAUCAACCCUAAGGAGCUUAUAGGCUCUAAGGAUUAUGAUCUAUUGGAUAUCCUCUCCACGGAUUGCUAUUCAAACAAGAGUGUCCAGUCUGAUGUGGUACCAGAGGAAAUUGAUAUAGUGACUAUCUUGGAAAUACCAAAUCCUGAGGAAAGCUUUCAGUUUGAACAGGGGAAGCUGGCUGUUGAUGUGGUCUCGGUAGAUUUUGAGGAAGUUCAGAUCUUGGAUGUGGAGAUAUCUGAUGUUUUUGGUAGCUUCCUUUCUCUUCCACAAGCCGCUGAGCCAGAAAUAUGUCCCGGGAUGUUCAGUGAAGAGAUGAACUUCAAGAAUUUCGAUGAGUUAGUUGUCAGUUCUGAACUUGCCUUCGCAGAUGAUGCCUUUAAGUCUAUGCCUACUCCUAUCUUAAAUGAUUAUGAGAUAACAAGAUCUCUGGAACUCAUUUAUGAGAAUUAUUUGUCAAAGAUCAAGCCUCAAGAGUUUCCGGCAUCAAAUGACAUAUACUUGCCGUUGAACCUUCUUGAGGAGACAAAGCACAACCAUGAAGCCCAUUUUUGUGAUUAUCUGUCUGAAGAAAUAGUUACAUGCAACAUUGAUUAUGAUUUGGAAUCUUUAGAAGGAGAUAGAUGGGUUUAUGAUUUCGUGCUCUCUGAAGAUGUUUUCUGCGAGCCACUUGUAGAGAGAUGCACUGAACCUUUUUAUGGUAUAUCUACCCUUGAUGAGCACCCUCCAGUCAAUACUUCUCAUGGGUUAUUGGAACGCCUUUGUCCAGAAACAGGCUCCCGGGAUUGUGGAAGGGAUGAUUAUGCUAAAAAGGCUGCCCUGGUGUUCAAAUCAAUGUCUGCUUUUGAUGACUUAACUUUUUUCAUGGAUCCUCAGAAAGCUGUGAUUGAAGAGAAUCUUGAGUCUAGAGUCGAAGCUGCUAAGACUGCCAACCAUAAAAUUACGUCCACUGACUCAAAGGCUUCAUGUGUAUCUGCUGGCAUGCACCCAAGCUCGAAGACAGAGGAUAUGAAAGUUCACAGUGUUCGCCCUUCAGAAAAUAUUCUGGCCCUUGUUCGGGAUUUUGAGAAGAGCUAUUUAACUCUCGUGAAGGAUGAACAAGAGUUGAUUUCAACUUUGUCAGAAGAUAAACUGAAGUUACUCAGCAUUUCGAAAGGAAAGCUUAUCGACUGCAUACGAAAGGCAAAUGUCCACAAAACACCGUCAGCUGAUGAUAAGACCUUCACGUUUGCAUUGCUACUAGCAAUUAAACAGAUGUCAUGGUAUUUAUGUUUCUUUGGUAUCCGUGUGGCAUAUCUCUAUCUUAACAAGCUAUGUCGGAGCUCAAAUCCCAUGAAGCUAGGAUUGCACACGCUUUACUCUUCAUUUGAAUCAGAACACAUGUCAACUGAGAGAGACAUCACUAGAUCACAUCCAUCCCUAGCUGUUAUCCAGGGGAUUUUACAGUCAAAAGUUGUCCGUGGGAAUUCCAAAGCGUUACUUUUGGCGGAGAAAGUUUUUUGGUCCUCGCUGAAGAGGCUAUUGGUGUCCAUGGGGUUAUCUUACAAUGAGCUCAACAGUCCGUCCCCAAGUGGAAAUCAACUGAAUCUUAAUGAAGCAACAGCAUCUUGUUCCCUGCCAACCACAGACUGUCUGCUUGUCGCUUACGAGCGCAUUUCUCCAUCUUUUCCUGUGGAGAAUUUCAGCGUCAUUGUAGAAUAUGGAGGUCCAAAUGCAUCCCCCAGAGUCUCAUCUCCUUUAAAGUUGGACUCCUUUCCUUGCUUUCAUUUUAUAAAAGUGGAGCUGGAUAUGUCCAGUGCGUCCGGGCAACUCUCUGCAGGUGUUACAGUACCUUAUAGUCUCAAAAUGGUAAAGGGAGAUGAAUUUGAGAUGAAAACUGGGUGGUUGGAAGAAGUGUUGAACUUUGUUCCACUUGACAGUUUGUGUUCCGCUGAAUCUUCAGAAUCUACGAAGGAAUCUAAAUUUGACUCCGUGCCUCAAGAAUCUAGAAGAAAAAUUUGGAUAAAUGAGCAUGGAGUUCUCUCUGACCAAAGAGGUGUGAUUGUAGUGAACACAAAAACUGUUGACAAGGAGAUGAUAAUAUCCAGAAGAAGUACAUAUCAAAAGGUCUUGGCAAUGGAAAAAGAAGGAGUGCAAGUUGUGGAGCGCGAUUCCGAUCUACUUGUGGACCUGAUGUUAAGUCCUGCGAUUUGCCUAGUCUGGUAUGAUUGUGGAAAGGUUAGUAAAAAGUCGGAUGCAACUUUUGGUGCUUCCUCAAGCUCACUUUCAUGGAUUGGGGAUAUCGCAACCAAUGUUUUGACGUCAUUGAGUUUCGGUUUCAGCACCUGUGUUAUGGUUUUUGAGGGGGAACCCACUUGCCUGGCUACAGUAAUGGACUCUUCUGAUGAACUGUAUGCCGCAGCUGGCAGCUUGGGAAUCAAUUUACAGAUCUUUUGUUCAUCAUCAGCUGACUUAACUGAUGAGAUAAUACUGAGGUGUAUCAAAUCUUCUGUUAAAUCUUCACAAGUCCAUGCCAAAAUGCCUGAGUCAGAAUCUCUUGCAGAAUCAUUUCUCACCAAGUUUCCUUCCGUGAACCCGCUUACAGCUCAUGUAAUUCUGUCAUCUUCUAGAUCACUUCUCGAAUUCAUGAAGCUCCCACAUAGUAACAAGGUUCAAAUGUUGCAAAAGUACCAUGUACCUGAAGAGAGUGUUGAACUCUUCAGUUCAUUAUGCAGAUACGGUGCAAGGGAGGACUCCAAAUCUGUAAUGACAGACAGCGCUUCUUCUGUAUCUUCUGGAGCUGACUCAGACACCCACCAUCUCAAUGUCCAUUCUGAUUCGAAAAGGAAACAGUACAUUACUGGGAAAGAUGAGACUUAUAUGGAAGACUCGGUCCAUUGUGUUCCCUCGACAGAGUUUGCUGGUUCGAAGCGCAAGCCUUCAGGGGAUUUCCAACUUGAUGAUCCUUGGUCAUCUAGAGAUCAUGAGAUGUUUCAUUUUGACCCUGUCACUGAGUUCCCCGAUGCACGUCUCAAACCUUCUGGGAUCAUUCAUCCUAACGACUCUUGGCCAUCUAAAGAUCCUGAGAGGUUUGAGAACAAGUCAGGACCUGGUUCUUCAUCAAAGGACACGUUCUGGGAGACUGAUUUUGGAGUCGAGGAUAACCUUCCUGGAUUUGAAAGUUGGAGUUUCCCCGUUACAGAUGAAUCCAUGAGUCAGAACAGAGGACGCAAGUUUCCUGUGAUGGGGAAAGCUAACUUGCACGACACUAGAAACUCAGAGAACUUCAUGGGAGACUACAAAGGUGAAGUUAUCAACAUAGAGGAUAGUAAGUUUCUCGAGGAAGAUUUCCCUCUUUCUCCUGGUUACAACAGGUUCUCUCCAGUAGUUUCUGAUGUUGCUGAAGAUCCGAGAAAAUCAAAGUCUGCAAGGAAGUUAUCUUUCUCUGAACCUAUCCAGCCUAUCUUCCCAACAUCAGCUGAGAUUAACUUCAGUUCUGAGAGGCUACCCUCCGGAUCCACUACUCCUUGGCGUGGAUAUGUUGAUAAAUUCCCAGCAAAACGGCAACGGACUCUUCUGGAAGAAGUCUUAACACGGAGAUCUGCAGUUUCCACAACAGAUCAUCCAUUCCAAGAAGAGAUAUCACAUUUUGGUGGAUCUCCACUAUCAAACGCAAUCCGUUCUCCAGAUCCAGUACAAGGUUCUCCUUGGACUGUUGAUUUUCUCAACAGAGUCAGAGAAAGGAGUACAGAAAGGAAGCAGCAACUAUCUCUUCUUUCUCAUCUCACUCCCUCUACUCUGGAAACCCGAUGUGACCCAAAGAAACCUAAUAUCAAGAGGAAGAGUCCUUCCAUAAUAGAGUUUUUCAAGCAUAAAGGAGGCAACGCUCGUAGUAGCAGAGUUUCAGAAGAGAGAAAGCAGAAGCGGUUCAAGAAUUCUUCAGCCUCGCCACAAAACGAGAGAUUUGACUCGCUUCUUAGGUCGUAUACGCCAGUUGAUAAGCGAGCAAAACAGUCUCUAUCUUUCGCUGGGAAUGGAUCUGGAGGCCAAACAAAACUGGUCUGGAAGUAAUGAACAGUCAGAAAUUCAGUGUGGACCAAUCUUUAUCUUCCUGGUGGAGAAGAAUAUAUGUUACAUCGCGCUAUCUGAUUCUUCCUACCCAAGAAAGCUGCUGUUUCAUUACCUGCAGGAUCUUCGGAAGGAACUUGAUAAUUUUGGCGAGACAGCACUGAUCCAAACAACCUCAAAACCCUAUAGCUUCGUGAGGUUUAGUAAGAUCAUAGGGAGAAUAAGGAAGCAAUAUAUGGAUACGAGAACACAGGCUAACCUAUCGAAGUUGAAUG
Brassica napus (rape) is the source of this 8806-nucleotide messenger RNA. RefSeq names its product protein SHORTAGE IN CHIASMATA 1-like. The coding region runs from base 3708 to 8534 and encodes 1608 amino acids. Gene Ontology annotation, biological process: resolution of meiotic recombination intermediates; reciprocal meiotic recombination. NCBI's taxonomy places the organism in Eukaryota, Viridiplantae, Streptophyta, Magnoliopsida, Brassicales, Brassicaceae. The transcript has 9 exons. The record is from RefSeq and is a predicted model, not a curated record.